Molecule: messenger RNA, 1611 nt
Organism: Rhizophagus irregularis DAOM 181602=DAOM 197198
Lineage: Eukaryota; Fungi; Glomeromycota; Glomeromycetes; Glomerales; Glomeraceae
Source: RefSeq, a predicted model, not a curated record
AUGGAAAUUUUGAAUAAAAUAUCCAAAGAAAAGCCAAGAAAUUUAUGGAAAAGGGUUGAUUUUAAUGAAUAUCAGAUUCAUGCAAUUUCUUCUAUUGAUUCUACUACCAAAUCGGAAGAGAUUGAUGAUAAAGUAGUUUAUAUGGAAGACUUAGAAAAAAGAAAAAAAGCAUAUGGUACAUGUGGAGAAUGUAAUGAACCUGGCACAGGAGAAAAUUGGUGUCAAUCUUGUAAUUCAAAAAGAUUUAAGGGAAAUUUUAAAAAUUGGACUAGUGGAAAUAAAGAUAUUGAUGAAAUAGUACAAUAUUCACAACUUAAUUCUUUACACUGUUUUAACUGUCUUGAAUGGAUAUCUUUUGAGAAAUUUCAAAAUGUUACCUAUAUUACCAGAGGAGGCUUUGGUAAAAUUUACUCAGGUGAAUGGUCUGAAGGAUAUAUUGAUUAUUGGGAUAUUGAAAAUCAAAAAUGGUACCGAAACGCAGGUCAAACAGUUGCAUUAAAAAGUUUGGAUAAUUCUUCUGAAAUUAGUGCUGAUUUUAUAAAUGAGAUCAAAUCUCAUCUUCAGAUUUAUUGUCAGGGUAUUGUUCUCUGCUUUGGAAUAACUCAAGAUCAAAAUACCAAAGAUUAUAUGAUGGUUUUAAAAUAUUGUGAAGAAGGAAAUUUAAGAAAUUACUAUUUAAAUAAUUACGAUGAUACUAUAAAACUUUAUAGAUUAUCAGCAAUUGCAAAUGGACUGUUAAGUAUCCAUAAUGCUGAAAAAGUCCAUAAAGACUUUCAUUCAGGCAAUAUAUUGUAUGGUGGUGCUAUGUUGAUAAGUGAUUUAGGAAUGUGUCAACCAGCAAAUAAUAAAGAGAAAUCAGAUAAAAAAGAAGGAGUUUAUGGAGUAUUACCUUAUAUGGCACCAGAAGUUUUACAUAAAAAAGAAGGAGUUUAUGGAGUAUUACCUUAUAUGGCACCAGAAGUUUUACGUGGAUGUCAAUAUACAAAAGCAGCUGAUAUUUAUUCAUUUGGAAUAAUUAUGAAUGAGUACCUUUCUGAAGAAAUUCCUUUUAGUGAUAUUCCUCAUGAUCAUAUUUUAGCUGUUAAAAUAUGUAAAGGACUUAGACCAAAAAUUUCUGAAGAUAUUCCAAAAUUUCUUGUAGAUUUAAUUAUGAAAUGUUGGGAUGCUAAAGCUGAAAAUAGACCAACUGCUAAAGAAUUGUAUCAAAUAUUAAAGAAAUAUUGGAAAACAAAUGAAAUUCGUUCUCAAAUGUGGGAAUAUGAUGAUAAAAUUAGAGAAAAAAAUUUAAAAAACAGAUCGAAUGACAAUAAGUCUGAAAGUAUUAAAACUCAUCCUCAAGCAAUCUAUACAAGUAGACUUUUAAAUUUUAAAAAUCUUCCUGAACCAGUAAAUUCAUCAGAUUUAUCAUUAUUUCAAGUUAAUUCAGAUGAUGUUCCAUCAGCAUCAGAAAAUCUAAAUCUCAAUGAAAUUAAUCAAGAUGAUGAUAAUUUGAUGAUGGUCUUAAAUCAUGUAUAUAUUAUGAAAUAUAUUAUUUAUUGGGAGGGUUUUUGUGUUAAAAAAGACACACCAACUUUGAUUAUAAACGUUAAAAGCGAAAUUCUUGGCAAAUAG